This is a messenger RNA of Tachysurus fulvidraco (yellow catfish), 3444 nucleotides long. RefSeq names its product hexokinase domain containing 1 (gene hkdc1). NCBI's taxonomy places the organism in Eukaryota, Metazoa, Chordata, Actinopteri, Siluriformes, Bagridae. Gene Ontology annotation, cellular component: mitochondrion; cytosol. Gene Ontology annotation, biological process: glucose 6-phosphate metabolic process; intracellular glucose homeostasis; glycolytic process. The record is from RefSeq and is a predicted model, not a curated record. Gene Ontology annotation, molecular function: glucokinase activity; mannokinase activity; ATP binding. Bases 442 to 3189 code for a protein of 915 amino acids. The transcript is spliced from 18 exons.
GAACUAUUGUUGUGUUCGACGGAUUGUUUGCAUGAAACAGCAACUGCGCGGGUCUCAGAGGAAAAAGGCCUGACUGGAACAGAGCCAAACACAUUGCUAGGAGAGCUGUAAGAACGGCGGCCCAUGAGCGAGGAGGCUGCCGUUAAUGAUUUAGCUUGAGGAGGGAGUGGACGACGAGAGGACGAGCUCCUAACUCUCACCCUCACUUUCUCUCUCUCUCAGAGGAACAGCAGCUCUAAAAGCAGAAAACUUUAAUCUCACGCACAGAUCAGACACUUGGGACGAAAGCAAAGGACAACAGCUCUAACCUGAGAAACACACUGGAAGGAAAGCACUUUUUAAGGGAGGACUUGUAGCAAUCUAAUGCGUGUGGUUUUCUUGUGUAUUUAAUUUCAAGUCUAAAAACACCUGUAUGAUCCUGAGACACCGCAAGAAGUCACGAUGUUCGCUGUGCAUUUGCUGUCUUUUUAUUUUACCAAAUUACAGGAGGAUCAGAUCAAAAAGGUGGACCGGUUCCUACAUGCCAUGCGUCUGUCUGAUGAACAGCUCUUAGAUAUUAAGUCUCGUUUCCGUGUGGAGAUGGAGAAAGGCCUGUCUAAAGAGAGCAACGUUACCGCUGCUGUCAAAAUGCUACCCACACACGUUCGCUCCACUCCUGAUGGCUCGGAGAAGGGUGAGUUCCUGGCACUCGAUCUCGGAGGAUCCAAAUUCAAAGUCCUGCAGGUGAUGGUAUCUGAGGAUGGGAAGAGCAAAGUGCAGAUGGAAAGUGAGACUUUUCCAGUCCCUGUGGAGGUUCUCAAUGGGAGAGGAACAGAGCUUUUUGAUCAUGUGGCAGAGUGUCUAAAAACCUUCAUGCAGAAGAAUAACAUCAAUCAGAAGAAAAAGCCACUGGGCUUCACCUUCUCCUUCCCCUGUCUCCAGUCUAAACUCGACGAGGGUGUGUUGCUGUCAUGGUCAAAGAACUACAAGGCCAGAGGUGUUAAAGGUACUGAUGUGGUACAGUCACUGAAGCAAGCCAUCAACAAAGUUGGGGGGAUCGAUGUGGAUGUUCUGGCACUGGUCAAUGACACAGUGGGAACAAUGAUGACUUGUGGAUAUGAUGACCAGCACUGUGAGGUCGGACUCAUCAUAGGUACAGGCACUAACGCAUGCUACAUGGAGGAGAUGAGACACAUUGACCUGGUGGAGGGAGAUGAGGGUAGGAUGUGCAUCAACACAGAGUGGGGAGCGUUUGGAGAUGACGGGGUGCUUGAUGAUUUCAUUACAAGUUUUGACCAGGAAAUUGAUGCAGCCUCCAUCAACCCUGGAAAACAGCUGUUUGAGAAGAUGGUGAGUGGGAUGUACAUGGGAGAACUGGUGAGGCUCAUCCUGCUGAAGAUGGCUAAAUGUGGCCUGCUGUUUAAAGGAAGAGUCUCAGAUGCUCUUCGUACUAAAGGGAGAUUUCAAACUAAGCAUGUCUGCAUGAUAGAAGAAUACAAAGAUGGGCUGAAAAACACUCAGGAUAUCCUUACAGAGCUGGGUCUCAGUCCCACAGAGGAUGACUGCAUUGCCGUCCAGCAUGUUUGCACCAUCGUGUCUUUCAGGUCGGCGAACCUAUGCGCUGCUGCACUGGCUGCCAUCCUCACACGCAUCCUGGAGAACAAGAAGCUAAAGUCUCUAAGGACCACCGUUGGUGUGGAUGGAACAGUCUACAGAACUCAUCCCCAGUAUGCAAAGAGGCUCCAUAAAGUGGUGCGCCACCUGGUUCCUGAAUGCCAUGUCCGUUUUGUGUUGUCGGAAAGUGGCAGCAGUAAAGGGGCGGCCAUGGUGACUGCAGUCGCCCAACGCCUAGCAUCACAGCGCAAAGAGAUUGACAACACACUAGCAGAAUUCAAACUCAGCACCACACAACUCCAACAGAUUAAAGAUAAAAUGAGAGUGGAGUUGGAGCGUGGCCUCAGAAAGGAUUCGCAUGGAUCUGCCUCAGUCAAAAUGUUGCCCACAUAUGUUUUCAGGACUCCAGAUGGCACAGAGACAGGAAAAUUCCUAGCCUUGGAUCUUGGAGGAACAAACUUCAGAGUGCUGGUGGUGAAGAUCCGUAAUGGGAUCCGCAAAUCUGUCCGCAUGUAUAACAAGAUCUAUCCCAUCCCACUGGAAAUUAUGCAGGGCACUGGAGAGGAGCUCUUUGAUCACAUAGUGCAUUGUAUCUCAGAUUUCAUGGACUACAUGGGAAUGAAAAACACCUGUCUGCCCCUUGGCUUCACCUUCUCAUUUCCCUGCAGACAGACUGGAAUAGAUAAGGGAAUCUUGGUUAGCUGGACAAAAGGUUUCAAAGCUACUCACUGUGAGGGGAAUGACGUGGUGGACAUGUUGAGGGAAGCCAUUAAGAGACGAAAUGAAUUUGACCUGGAUAUUGUUGCGGUGGUAAAUGACACCAUUGGCACCAUGAUGACCUGUGCAUAUGAAGAUCCUAAUUGUGAAAUUGGACUAAUUGCUGGAACAGGCAGCAAUGCUUGCUACAUGGAACACAUGAAGAACAUAGAAACAGUGGAAGGGGAUGAGGGGCACAUGUGUGUGAAUACAGAGUGGGGUGGUUUUGGCGAUAAUGGCAACAUUGAGGAUAUCCGGACACGGUUCGACCGGGAGGUGGACAACGGUUCCCUGAACGUAGGAAAACAGAGGUUUGAAAAGAUGACCAGUGGAAUGUACCUGGGAGAAAUUGUCAGGCAGAUUCUCAUAGAUCUUACCAAACGGGGUCUUUUGUUUCGUGGCCACAUUACGGAAUGUCUUAAGACAAGAGGCAUCUUUGAGACCAGGUUUCUCUCACAGAUUGAAAGUGACCGCCUGGCGCUACUGCAGGUCAGAUCUAUUCUACAGCAUUUGGGCCUGAAUAGCACAUGCAAUGACAGUAUCAUAGUUAAGGAAGUGUGUGGUGUUGUGUCACACCGAGCUGCACAGAUCUGUGGAGCAGGAAUGGCUGCUAUUGUGGACAAAAUAAGGGAGAACCGAGGACUGGAUCAUUUGGACAUCACUGUGGGGGUGGAUGGCACACUGUACAAACUCCAUCCACACUUCUCAAGAGUUCUGAAGGACACAGUGAAGGAACUUGCCCCCAAGUGUAAAGUGGAUUUUAUCCUGUCAGAGGAUGGCAGUGGGAAGGGAGCAGCACUUAUUACAGCUGUGGCUCAUCAGUAUUGUAAGAAGACAUAACCACACUGAUGUACACUGUGUCCCUUUUUACCAGCUGAAUAUAUACCAAGAGAUGCUAUUUAUAUGUAGCUGAAAUUUAACACACAGACAACUGGGAGCAAUCCAACUGCCUUUUAUAUACAUACAGGACUGUCAAGUGUCACGCAUUGAGAGUGACAGCAGCGCAUUUGGGUCUUUUCUCCCGCUCUCACGCCACACAUUGUAUUUCUCGCGCAGAAAAACUUUUUGACUAUUUAUCAUAUAUUUAAUAAGCCG